AUGGGCGCAGCUUGCGCCGCGGCUUCAGGGGCCCUGCAGUCCGACGCGCAGGUCGCGCGGCGCUUGCGGCCAGCGAGAGCGCGCGCGCUGGCGGCCCACGAGCAAGCGCAGGAUUUCUUCGCUAAGGCCAGUGGCAGCAAUGAUAUCCUGAACAGGCUGGGCGCGCUCGCGCAA
Messenger RNA from Prorocentrum cordatum, 174 nucleotides. NCBI's taxonomy places the organism in Eukaryota, Dinophyceae, Prorocentrales, Prorocentraceae. The record is from the annotation of a GenBank genome assembly.